Molecule: messenger RNA, 18352 nt
Organism: Helianthus annuus (common sunflower)
Lineage: Eukaryota; Viridiplantae; Streptophyta; Magnoliopsida; Asterales; Asteraceae
Exons: 3
Coding region: 38-1519 (493 amino acids)
Source: RefSeq, a predicted model, not a curated record
UCACUUUCACAAACAGAAAAACUUAUUUUUUGAAAAAAUGGAGAAUUUAAAGGCUUUACGCCUAAAAGAAAAAAUUCUUUUGAUAGAACUAAAAGCUAUUCGAGAUCAGAUAGCUCUCUAUGACGAAAGUCUAGAAACAACUGCUAAUUCAGAGCAGGAAUCCGCAAGGAAACAAUCUGAAUCUAUUCCCCCUCAAACGGCAAAGGGUAAAGAAAUAUCAAGUCCGUUCACUCCUGUUGCUUUGGAAAAAAGCAAAAAUAGAGUAAAUGAAGAACUAAAAUCUUCAUCUAGCCCAGAAGCAAACGGCUCUGGUAAAGGCACAUCAAAUCCGUUGAUGGCUGACAGUUUGCCAAAAACUGAAAAGGUCUCUCUCAGACCAAGUUACUCCCAAGUCACACAAAAACCAGAAAAUCCUAAAAAUACCAGAUUUUAUGUCAUUUUUGAUGGUGACCAUAGAGGAAUUUAUGAAGAUUGGGCCAUAGUCAAAAAUUAUGUUGAAAAAACUGACUAUCCAUUCAAAAAAUUUGGGUCGUUAUUACAAGCCCAACAAGAAGCCACCCGAUAUUCAGCAACAUGCGGGAAAAAAGAAAUACCUUUAAAGGUAACCAUUUUUUCUGAACCUUUGAUACCCAAGAAAAAAGAAAGGGUUAUUGAAUUCAGAAACAACACUUUCUCAAAACCAACAAAAAUUGAAGAGAAAGAAGAAAAAGAUAUUAUUUCUUUAGACGAAUUCAGAGCAAUCUGGUCAAAGGCUAGAGCCAUAAGCCAAGACGAUUUCGAGUUCGAACAUAUUUACACAGAAGACAAGGCUACUAAAAGUCUUAUUAUCUUUUGUCCAGGUGCAAACCCAGAACUAGUUUCUCUAGCAUUCUCCGCUGGAUUAGCAAAGUUCAUCUACCCUUCUCCCAAUUUACUUGAAAUAAGUAAUUUAUCCGAAGGAAUGAAGAAAGCCAUCAAGAAUUUUCGAAAGAAAAUUGCUGCGGCAAGAGAUGCAAACAUCUUCAUCAAGUGUACUUCUACACUCCCUGACUGGUACCAAGGAAAAACCUUUCCAAGCUACCAUCAUUUAGAAAUUGGCAUAGCCAAAGCAAGAACGGUCAAUCCUUCAAGGGUGAUAAAAGAAGACUAUGAAGACUAUGAAAAAUGGUUACAUAUCAGGACCAAAGGAUUUUUACAAAUCCUAGAAAACCUACAGAAAAUUAAAGUAGGAAGCUUUAACAAAGUAAAUUAUUGCAGCACUAACUGCAUAAUUACUAGCUAUAGUGGAACUCCUCUACCACUACAUGAAAAAGAAGCUUUAGAAAGGAUGGAGCAACGCAUCAUCUUCAAUAAAGUAGAAGCAGGCCCAGCCACUAAAGAACAACUUUGUCAAAAGUUGCAACGCACCUUUGAGAACCAUCAGUGCGAAUACUGCAAAGCAUCUUCUUCAGAAGAAAACAAAAACCCCACUGAAAAAGACAGCUACUUUUCAGAUGAGGACACUCGAGAACUGGACCCAACACAUGGGUACAUCGAUUGAAAAAACGUCAUCCAUGACGAUUGAUUAAGGGCUAUAAUGGUCUUUUGUAAAAUUCACUUCUAUUAUAUAAAGAAGUUGAAUUCCUUUAGUUUAGACAUCGAAUCCAAUCCCCAUCCCCUUCUCUCGUAUCAUUUUCCUUUUCCAACUUUUCCUUGGUAAACUAGUAUGAGUGUUAGUGAGUAAUCUCCUUGCUAAAGGAGAAUAUUAUGUAAAUAUCAAGAAGUUCUUCCUUAGGGAAGAACAGUUAUGAAUAAAUAUCAGUUUCCUUUUUAUCCCUUUGUUUAUCUUUAAAGAUUUUUGCAAAACCUGGAGCCCUGGAGCCAUAAAAAGUACCGUUUAGGCAGGAGGCCGUGUAGGGAAGAAUUGGUUGGGUUGGUCACUUGGAAAAAUCAACUUAAAGAUUUACCUAGUCGGAAAAAGAGGAAAGGUAUGGUUUAUUCUAACUGUUAAAUUACUUCGAAAUAUUUAUAUUAAUAUCUCCUUAAGCAUUUUUAUAAACAACUGUUUUUACAAACAAACACAAAUAAAAUCGAUUAACCAAUAUCGAAAUCAAAUGAUUUAUACUAUCAAACGAAUGAUUCUUGAAAUCAAAAAUUUAGUCAAUAAAAGACUACAAAAAUGGAUAUAGAAUUGCUAUUUCCAAAUCAAUUCAUCGACAAAUUAACUCAAAUUUGUCAAUUCAAAUUUGUCAUCUAUCGAUUAGUAUGGAAUCUUUGGACAAUUUUGAACGAUUGUUUGAUUGAACAAAAAAGUCAACAUAUGAUGACUAUGAUAGUAAUCAAGAAAUUACUACAACUAUUUGCUAGUAACCAAAAAAUUACUACGACCAUUGGUGUAGUAAAAUUAAAAAUUGCUAGAACCAUUCCGCUACUGGUAUCAGAGCCUUGUUGCUCUUUUUUAAAAAAUAAGGUGUUAUUUCUAAAAAAUUAAUGGAAAAUAACAGUUUAUUUAAAAACGAUUCAGAUGAGUCUGAAGAAAUAACUGAAGUUAUAAACUUUAGUGAAAACGAAAGAGGUUUUGUAUCAGAUUACAUGAUUAAUUCUGAUCAAUUAACAAAAAUUAGCAAGCUUAAAUUCAAGCUUGACGCAAAACAAGUUUUUAAUCAACCAAAAACUUUACAAAGUUUAGUUUCUAGAGCCUUUUCUAGAAAAAAAUAAAAUAUUUUAUUGUUUUAACACUAAAGAACUUUCAGUUGACAUAAACAAUACCUCGGGUGAAGUUUAUUUGCCACUCUUAACAAAGGGUGAAAUAGCAAAAAAGCUUUUACAUAUUAAACCAGAGUUGAGAAAGUCUCUCAAUAUGGUACAUAUAGGAGCGGUUAAAAUCCUCCUAAAAGCACAGUUUAGAGAUGGAAUUAAUUUUCCUAUAAAAAUGGCCCUUGUUGAUAACAGAAUUAUCAAUAGGCAAGACGCUCUUCUUGGAGCAAUUCAAGGAAAUUUAGCAUAUGGUAAAUUUAUGUUUACUGUCUAUCCUAAAUUUGCUUUACAUCGAGAUUCAAAAGAUUUCGACAAAACUUUAAGUUUUAUACAUCAGUGUGAAAGAACUGAUCUUAUGGAACCAGGUAAUAAAGUAUUUACGAUUAAUUAUUUAGUCUCAUAUGCUUUAACAAAUAGCACUCAUUCAAUUGAGUACAAAGAAAAAGAAAGCAUAGCAAUUGAGGAUAUAUUCUCAGAUAUUGGAAUUGUUGAAGGCAGUAAAUUCGCUGAGCCAUCACAAUUACAAGAAAACUGGGCAAUUGAUAUUGUACGAAAUAAACAAGUUUUAGUAUCAAAACCUAGACACAGUUAUGCUGGAAGCUCUUUACAAAUAAGAGAAUCAAGUAACACUGAACAAUUAAUACGUUCUUUGUCUGAAAGAAUUGAUGGGUAUGGUAGAAUCUUAAAAGGAGUUAUUGGAGAAUAAUGUCUUCAAAACCAAUUUUAGAUUAUUUACAAUAUCUUGAUCAACAAAUCACCUUUGAAGAGGCUAAUAUACAAAUUUGCUUUACUAGAAUAAAUCAAAUUAAAGAAAAUUUUAUGUUAAGUCAUAAAACAAAAUCUCUUAAUAUAAAAAUUAUUAAGAAAAACAUUUUUGCUUCUAAGCAAAAAAUUAUUGAGCUUAGAACUAAAAAAGCAAUUAUAUCUAUAACAUGACUACUCUUUUAAAAUUAGAGGAACUUGUUAAAGAUUUAAUUAGAAAGGUAGAAAGUCUUUCUACAAACGAAAAUCUUGAGGCAACUGCCGCAAAAAUCAUCAAAGAUGUUUCAGACAAAAUUGAUGAAAGAAUGGAUUCAAAAACUUUUAUGCUUGAAAAGCAAAAAGAAAAAAUUAAUGAUGAAAAAAGCUUUCAAAAGUAUUCAUUUCCAAACUUCAACGUUGGAAAUCCAUCUCUAGGAAGUUCUAAAAGUCCAAAUGCAUUAUCAUGGCCUUUUGGAUCAAUUCCAAAUGACCAAUAAAGGUCAAAUGGGAAACCUUUUUAGAAAUAUAAAUCUAGAGAUCUCUAGACUUUAUUUCUGUCUAGAAAGAAAUAAUCAAAGAAUUUAUGAAUUACAUUCGGAUUGGAGCAUUCAUCCUUCUGAAAAAAUUCUUGAACUAACUGAUCUAAAAAGAAAAAAUUCUUUUAUUGAAAAAGAUAUUCAAAUAUUAAAGGAUAAAAAGAUUACUUUAUCUUGUGGAUAAAAUGAGUUCUAUCACUCAAAAAUUAGAGCAAAUUCUAGAUGAACAAUUGGAUACCCUUCCAAUUGAACAGAUAAAAGAACUUGUUAGUCUCAUUACUUUAGAUAACGAAGAAUGUGAACAAAAGUUUUCUGAAGAUAAAAUCUUAAAUGAAAGAUAUUUUUCUGAAAAUAAAGAACGAAUCUUUGUUUUAAAUAAUGAAAACCAAGAAACUUUCCUAUAAAGAAAGAAGAACCCGAAACUGAAGAAAGCUCUUCAGAUAUGGAAAUGUCUCCAAGACAGAGAGCAAACAAUGCUUUUACUAGCAGAAGUAACAGGCAUAGAAAAAAGGAUACAGAAUUUUCCAUGCCAUACCAUAAGGGUAUACCUGAUUCUAAUAGUAAUGGUAGUGCAACUACUAUUAAUACUAUUAAAAUUGAUUGUAUCUUCAACCUCGACAAAAGAAAAGAGGUAAUUGAUAAAUGGAACACUGAGAUCAGUCUAAUCAUUCAGACUAAUUCAGAAGAGUUCUCUAAGGCUAAGGCUUUAUUAUUAUUAUUAGAACAUAAGUCUGCAGGAAUUGUACAAAACUUCAUCAAAGGAACAACUUGGGAUGAAAAUUUACAAGGUGAGGAUCUUUUUGAUCAAAUUAUAAAUGCAAUAUAUAUGAUGUUUUUAGGUCUCGACCUCAUAACAGAUAAAGACCGAGAAAAUCAAAAAAUGCUAGAAAAAGCAAGACAAAAUCUUGCUAAAGCACAACUUUGUGACAUAUGUCUUUUAGAUGAUUUCACUUGUCUUUAUGAAACAAAUUUAUAUAAAUUAGGCACAGGUGAAUUCCAUUCAUGGAUUGAGGCUUACCUAAUGAAAAUUCCCAUCGUAGGAGAAAAGGCGAAAGAACGAUGGAAUAAGGAAAAGAAUCAAUUUAAAAUGCAUUCCCUUGGGUUUGCUACAAGAAUUGUUAAAGAAGAAAUUGCAUCCUAUUGUGAUCUUUCUAAUAAACAAAAACAGUUAAAACGUUUUAAUAAAGACUGUUGUAAAAAACUUGCUGAGUUACCACAAUUAUCUUUUGGUUGUGAACCAACAAAAGAUAAAGGUUAUUUCAAAAAGAAAUACAAAAAUAAAUAUAAAACAAAAACUAAAAAACGUUUUUGGAAAAGCAAGAAAAGAAAAUUUUCACCGGGAAAAUACUUUUCUAAAGAAAAACCUAAGGUCUGUCCUCAAGGUAAGAAAAAAUGUCGUUGUUGGAUAUGCUCCGAAGAAGGACAUUAUGCCAACGAAUGUCCCAACCGACAAAAAUUUCCGGAAAAGAUAAAAUUUAUCUUAGAAGCCGAAAUUGAGGGAUAUUUUCCUUCUGAAAAUAUUUUUGAUGGCUAUACGCAAGUAUAUGCAUUAGAAAUACGAGACAACUUGUCAUCCUCUGACUCUUCAACAGAAGACUCAGAAUGAAUUAUGUCCACUCUUUUAUUUUGAUUUUGGCAGGUAUUGCUAAAUGAAGAAUCUCAGUUAUUAACUACAUCCACAUGCCCAAGAUGAUCAUUAUCAAUAAAAAGAAAAAGGUAGUCAUGUCAGAUGACAAAUGUGGUUUUCAAGAUAUUCUCUCGACAUCGAGCAUCUUGAAUAAGAUCUUCAAAAUACGUAAACAAAUACGUAUUUCAAAUAAAUUUUUUCUAAAAAUAGAAACUUUUCAUGCCUAUUUAAGGAGCACAUACCCUUCAAACUAAAGGCAUCACCAAUCACUUUCACAAACAGAAAAACUUAUUUUUUGAAAAAAUGGAGAAUUUAAAGGCUUUACGCCUAAAAGAAAAAAUUCUUUUGAUAGAACUAAAAGCUAUUCGAGAUCAGAUAGCUCUCUAUGACGAAAGUCUAGAAACAACUGCUAAUUCAGAGCAGGAAUCCGCAAGGAAACAAUCUAAAUCUAUUCCCCCUCAAACGGCAAAGGGUAAAGAAAUAUCAAGUCCGUUCACUCCUGUUGCUUUGGAAAAAAGCAAAAAUAGAGUAAAUGAAGAACUAAAAUCUUCAUCUAGCCCAGAAGCAAACGGCUCUGGUAAAGGCACAUCAAAUCCGUUGAUGGCUGACAGUUUGCCAAAAACUGAAAAGGUCUCUCUCAGACCAAGUUACUCCCAAGUCACACAAAAACCAGAAAAUCCUAAAAAUACCAGAUUUUAUGUCAUUUUUGAUGGUGACCAUAGAGGAAUUUAUGAAGAUUGGGCCAUAGUCAAAAAUUAUGUUGAAAAAACUGACUAUCCAUUCAAAAAAUUUGGGUCGUUAUUACAAGCCCAACAAGAAGCCACCCGAUAUUCAGCAACAUGCGGGAAAAAAGAAAUACCUUUAAAGGUAACCAUUUUUUCUGAACCUUUGAUACCCAAGAAAAAAGAAAGGGUUAUUGAAUUCAGAAACAACACUUUCUCAAAACCAACAAAAAUUGAAGAGAAAGAAGAAAAAGAUAUUAUUUCUUUAGACGAAUUCAGAGCAAUCUGGUCAAAGGCUAGAGCCAUAAGCCAAGACGAUUUCGAGUUCGAACAUAUUUACACAGAAGACAAGGCUACUAAAAGUCUUAUUAUCUUUUGUCCAGGUGCAAACCCAGAACUAGUUUCUCUAGCAUUCUCCGCUGGAUUAGCAAAGUUCAUCUACCCUUCUCCCAAUUUACUUGAAAUAAGUAAUUUAUCCGAAGGAAUGAAGAAAGCCAUCAAGAAUUUUCGAAAGAAAAUUGCUGCGGCAAGAGAUGCAAACAUCUUCAUCAAGUGUACUUCUACACUCCCUGACUGGUACCAAGGAAAAACCUUUCCAAGCUACCAUCAUUUAGAAAUUGGCAUAGCCAAAGCAAGAACGGUCAAUCCUUCAAGGGUGAUAAAAGAAGACUAUGAAGACUAUGAAAAAUGGUUACAUAUCAGGACCAAAGGAUUUUUACAAAUCCUAGAAAACCUACAGAAAAUUAAAGUAGGAAGCUUUAACAAAGUAAAUUAUUACAGCACUAACUGCAUAAUUACUAGCUAUAGUGGAACUCCUCUACCACUACAUGAAAAAGAAGCUUUAGAAAGGAUGGAGCAACGCAUCAUCUUCAAUAAAGUAGAAGCAGGCCCAGCCACUAAAGAACAACUUUGUCAAAAGUUGCAACGCACCUUUGAGAACCAUCAGUGCGAAUACUGCAAAGCAUCUUCUUCAGAAGAAAACAAAAACCCCACUGAAAAAGACAGCUACUUUUCAGAUGAGGACACUCGAGAACUGGACCCAACACAUGGGUACAUCGAUUGAAAAAACGUCAUCCAUGACGAUUGAUUAAGGGCUAUAAUGGUCUUUUGUAAAAUUCACUUCUAUUAUAUAAAGAAGUUGAAUUCCUUUAGUUUAGACAUCGAAUCCAAUCCCCAUCCCCUUCUCUCGUAUCAUUUUCCUUUUCCAACUUUUCCUUUGUAAACUAGUAUGAGUGUUAGUGAGUAAUCUCCUUGCUAAAGGAGAAUAUUAUGUAAAUAUCAAGAAGUUCUUCCUUAGGGAAGAACAGUUAUGAAUAAAUAUCAGUUUCCUUUUUAUCCCUUUGUUUAUCUUUAAAGAUUUUUGCAAAACCUGGAGCCCUGGAGCCAUAAAAAGUACCGUUUAGGCAGGAGGCAGUGUAGGGAAGAAUUGGUUGGGUUGGUCACUUGGAAAAAUCAACUUAAAGAUUUACCUAGUCGGAAAAAGAGGAAAGGUAUGGUUUAUUCUAACUGUUAAAUUACUUCGAAAUAUUUAUAUUAAUAUCUCCUUAAGCAUUUUUAUAAACAACUGUUUUUACAAACAAACACAAAUAAAAUCGAUUAACCAAUAUCGAAAUCAAAUGAUUUAUACUAUCAAACGAAUGAUUCUUGAAAUCAAAAAUUUAGUCAAUAAAAGACUACAAAAAUGGAUAUAGAAUUGCUAUUUCCAAAUCAAUUCAUCGACAAAUUAACUCAAAUUUGUCAAUUCAAAUUUGUCAUCUAUCGAUUGGUAUGGAAUCUUUGGACAAUUAUGAACGAUUGUUUGAUUGAACAAAAAAGUCAACAUAUGAUGACUAUGAUAGUAAUCAAGAAAUUACUACAACUAUUUGCUAGUAACCAAAAAAUUACUACGACCAUUGGUGUAGUAAAAUUAAAAAUUGCUAGAACCAUUCCGCUAUCAGAGCCUUGUUGCUCUUUUUUAAAAAAUAAGGUGUUAUUUCUAAAAAAUUAAUGGAAAAUAACAGUUUAUUUAAAAACGAUUCAGAUGAGUCUGAAGAAAUAACUGAAGUUAUAAACUUUAGUGAAAACGAAAGAGGUUUUGUAUCAGAUUACAUGAUUAAUUCUGAUCAAUUAACAAAAAUUAGCAAGCUUAAAUUCAAGCUUGACGCAAAACAAGUUUUUAAUCAACCAAAAACUUUACAAAGUUUAGUUUCUAGAGCCUUUUCUAGAAAAAAUAAAAUAUUUUAUUGUUUUAACACUGAAGAACUUUCAGUUGACAUAAACAAUACCUCGGGUGAAGUUUAUUUGCCACUCUUAACAAAGGGUGAAAUAGCAAAAAAGCUUUUACAUAUUAAACCAGAGUUGAGAAAGUCUCUCAAUAUGGUACAUAUAGGAGCGGUUAAAAUCCUCCUAAAAGCACAGUUUAGAGAUGGAAUUAAUUUUCCUAUAAAAAUGGCCCUUGUUGAUAACAGAAUUAUCAAUAGGCAAGACGCUCUUCUUGGAGCAAUUCAAGGAAAUUUAGCAUAUGGUAAAUUUAUGUUUACUGUCUAUCCUAAAUUUGCUUUACAUCGAGAUUCAAAAGAUUUCGACAAAACUUUAAGUUUUAUACAUCAGUGUGAAAGAACUGAUCUUAUGGAACCAGGUAAUAAAGUAUUUACGAUUAAUUAUUUAGUCUCAUAUGCUUUAACAAAUAGCACUCAUUCAAUUGAGUACAAAGAAAAAGAAAGCAUAGCAAUUGAGGAUAUAUUCUCAGAUAUUGGAAUUGUUGAAGGCAGUAAAUUCGCUGAGCCAUCACAAUUACAAGAAAACUGGGCAAUUGAUAUUGCACGAAAUAAACAAGUUUUAGUAUCAAAACCUAGACAUAGUUAUGCUGGAAGCUCUUUACAAAUAAGAGAAUCAAGUAACACUGAACAAUUAAUACGUUCUUUGUCUGAAAGAAUUGAUGGGUAUGGUAGAAUCUUAAAAGGAGUUAUUGGAGAAUAAUGUCUUCAAAACCAAUUUUAGAUUAUUUACAAUAUCUUGAUCAACAAAUCACCUUUGAAGAGGCUAAUAUACAAAUUUGCUUUACUAGAAUAAAUCAAAUUAAAGAAAAUUUUAUGUUAAGUCAUAAAACAAAAUCUCUUAAUAUAAAAAUUAUUAAGAAAAACAUUUUUGCUUCUAAGCAAAAAAUUAUUGAGCUUAGAACUAAAAAAGCAAUUAUAUCUAUAACAUGACUACUCUUUUAAAAUUAGAGGAACUUGUUAAAGAUUUAAUUAGAAAGGUAGAAAGUCUUUCUACAAACGAAAAUCUUGAGGCAACUGCCGCAAAAAUCAUCAAAGAUGUUUCAGACAAAAUUGAUGAAAGAAUGGAUUCAAAAACUUUUAUGCUUGAAAAGCAAAAAGAAAAAAUUAAUGAUGAAAAAAGCUUUCAAAAGUAUUCAUUUCCAAACUUCAACGUUGGAAAUCCAUCUCUAGGAAGUUCUAAAAGUCCAAAUGCAUUAUCAUGGCCUUUUGGAUCAAUUCCAAAUGACCAAUAAAGGUCAAAUGGAAAACCUUUUUAGAAAUAUAAAUCUAGAGAUCUCUAGACUUUAUUUCUGUCUAGAAAGAAAUAAUCAAAGAAUUUAUGAAUUACAUUCGGAUUGGAGCAUUCAUCCUUCUGAAAAAAUUCUUGAACUAACUGAUCUAAAAAGAAAAAAUUCUUUUAUUGAAAAAGAUAUUCAAAUAUUAAAGGAUAAAAAGAUUACUUUAUCUUGUGGAUAAAAUGAGUUCUAUCACUCAAAAAUUAGAGCAAAUUCUAGAUGAACAAUUGGAUACCCUUCCAAUUGAAUAGAUAAAAGAACUUGUUAGUCUCAUUACUUUAGAUAACGAAGAAUGUGAACAAAAGUUUUCUGAAGAUAAAAUCUUAAAUGAAAGAUAUUUUUCUGAAAAUAAAGAACGAAUCUUUGUUUUAAAUAAUGAAGAACCAAGAAACUUUCCUAUAAAGAAAGAAGAACCCGAAACUGAAGAAAGCUCUUCAGAUAUGGAAAUGUCUCCAAGACAGAGAGCAAACAAUGCUUUUACUAGCAGAAGUAACAGGCAUAGAAAAAAGGAUACAGAAUUUUCCAUGCCAUACCAUAAGGGUAUACCUGAUUCUAAUAGUAAUGGUAGUGCAACUACUAUUAAUACUAUUAAAAUUGAUUGUAUCUUCAACCUCGACAAAAGAAAAGAGGUAAUUGAUAAAUGGAACACUGAGAUCAGUCUAAUCAUUCAGACUAUUUCAGAAGAGUUCUCUAAGGCUAAGGCUUUAUUAUUAUUAUUAGAACAUAAGUCUGCAGGAAUUGUACAAAACUUCAUCAAAGGAACAACUUGGGAUGAAAAUUUACAAGGUGAGGAUCUUUUUGAUCAAAUUAUAAAUGCAAUAUAUAUGAUGUUUUUAGGUCUCGACCUCAUAACAGAUAAAGACCGAGAAAAUCAAAAAAUGCUAGAAAAAGCAAGACAAAAUCUUGCUAAAGCACAACUUUGUGACAUAUGUCUUUUAGAUGAUUUCACUUGUCUUUAUGAAACAAAUUUAUAUAAAUUAGGCACAGGUGAAUUCAAUUCAUGGAUUGAGGCUUACCUAAUGAAAAUUCCCAUCGUAGGAGAAAAGGCGAAAGAACGAUGGAAUAAGGAAAAGAAUCAAUUUACAAUGCAUUCCCUUGGGUUUGCUACAAGAAUUGUUAAAGAAGAAAUUGCAUCCUAUUGUGAUCUUUCUAAUAAACAAAAACAGUUAAAACGUUUUAAUAAAGACUGUUGUAAAAAACUCGCUGAGUUACCACAAUUAUCUUUUGGUUGUGAACCAACAAAAGAUAAAGGUUAUUUCAAAAAGAAAUACAAAAAUAAAUAUAAAACAAAAACUAAAAAACGUUUUUGGAAAAGCAAGAAAAGAAAAUUUUCACCGGGAAAAUACUUUUCUAAAGAAAAACCUAAGGUCUGUCCUCAAGGUAAGAAAAAAUGUCGUUGUUGGAUAUGCUCCGAAGAAGGACAUUAUGCCAACGAAUGUCCCAACCGACAAAAAUUUCCGGAAAAGAUAAAAUUUAUCUUAGAAGCCGAAAUUGAGGGAUAUUUUCCUUCUGAAAAUAUUUUUGAUGGCUAUACGCAAGUAUAUGCAUUAGAAAUACGAGACAACUUGUCAUCCUUUGACUCUUCAACAGAAGACUCAGAAUGAAUUAUGUCCACUCUUUUAUUUUGAUUUUGGCAGGUAUUGCUAAAUGAAGAAUCUCAGUUAUUAACUACAUCCACAUGCCCAAGAUGAUCAUUAUCAAUAAAAAGAAAAAGGUAGUCAUGUCAGAUGACAAAUGUGGUUUUCAAGAUAUUCUCUCGACAUCGAGCAUCUUGAAUAAGAUCUUCAAAAUACGUAAACAAAUACGUAUUUCAAAUAAAUUUUUUCUAAAAAUAGAAACUUUUCAUGCCUAUUUAAGGAGCACAUACCCUUCAAACUAAAGGCAUCACCAAUCACUUUCACAAACAGAAAAACUUAUUUUUUGAAAAAAUGGAGAAUUUAAAGGCUUUACGCCUAAAAGAAAAAAUUCUUUUGAUAGAACUAAAAGCUAUUCGAGAUCAGAUAGCUCUCUAUGACGAAAGUCUAGAAACAACUGCUAAUUCAGAGCAGGAAUCCGCAAGGAAACAAUCUGAAUCUAUUCCCCCUCAAACGGCAAAGGGUAAAGAAAUAUCAAGUCCGUUCACUCCUGUUGCUUUGGAAAAAAGCAAAAAUAGAGUAAAUGAAGAACUAAAAUCUUCAUCUAGCCCAGAAGCAAACGGCUCUGGUAAAGGCACAUCAAAUCCGUUGAUGGCUGACAGUUUGCCAAAAACUGAAAAGGUCUCUCUCAGACCAAGUUACUCCCAAGUCACACAAAAACCAGAAAAUCCUAAAAAUACCAGAUUUUAUGUCAUUUUUGAUGGUGACCAUAGAGGAAUUUAUGAAGAUUGGGCCAUAGUCAAAAAUUAUGUUGAAAAAACUGACUAUCCAUUCAAAAAAUUUGGGUCGUUAUUACAAGCCCAACAAGAAGCCACCCGAUAUUCAGCAACAUGCGGGAAAAAAGAAAUACCUUUAAAGGUAACCAUUUUUUUCUGAACCUUUGAUACCCAAGAAAAAAGAAAGGGUUAUUGAAUUCAGAAACAACACUUUCUCAAAACCAACAAAAAUUGAAGAGAAAGAAGAAAAAGAUAUUAUUUCUUUAGACGAAUUCAGAGCAAUCUGGUCAAAGGCUAGAGCCAUAAGCCAAGACGAUUUCGAGUUUGAACAUAUUUACACAGAAGACAAGGCUACUAAAAGUCUUAUUAUCUUUUGUCCAGGUGCAAACCCAGAACUAGUUUCUCUAGCAUUCUCCGCUGGAUUAGCAAAGUUCAUCUACCCUUCUCCCAAUUUAAUUGAAAUAAGUAAUUUAUCCGAAGGAAUGAAGAAAGCCAUCAAGAAUUUUCGAAAGAAAAUUGCUGCGGCAAGAGAUGCAAACAUCUUCAUCAAGUGUACUUCUACACUCCCUGACUGGUACCAAGGAAAAACCUUUCCAAGCUACCAUCAUUUAGAAAUUGGCAUAGCCAAAGCAAGAACGGUCAAUCCUUCAAGGGUGAUAAAAGAAGACUAUGAAGACUAUGAAAAAUGGUUACAUAUCAGGACCAAAGGAUUUUUACAAAUCCUAGAAAACCUACAGAAAAUUAAAGUAGGAAGCUUUAACAAAGUAAAUUAUUGCAGCACUAACUGCAUAAUUACUAGCUAUAGUGGAACUCCUCUACCACUACAUGAAAAAGAAGCUUUAGAAAGGAUGGAGCAACGCAUCAUCUUCAAUAAAGUAGAAGCAGGCCCAGCCACUAAAGAACAACUUUGUCAAAAGUUGCAACGCACCUUUGAGAACCAUCAGUGCGAAUACUGCAAAGCAUCUUCUUCAGAAGAAAACAAAAACCCCACUGAAAAAGACAGCUACUUUUCAGAUGAGGACACUCGAGAACUGGACCCAACACAUGGGUACAUCGAUUGAAAAAACGUCAUCCAUGACGAUUGAUUAAGGGCUAUAAUGGUCUUUUGUAAAAUUCACUUCUUUUAUAUAAAGAAGUUGAAUUCCUUUAGUUUAGACAUCGAAUCCAAUCCCCAUCCCCUUCUCUCGUAUCAUUUUCCUUUUCCAACUUUUCCUUUGUAAACUAGUAUGAGUGUUAGUGAGUAAUCUCCUUGCUAAAGGAGAAUAUUAUGUAAAUAUCAAGAAGUUCUUCCUUAGGGAAGAACAGUUAUGAAUAAAUAUCAGUUUCCUUUUUAUCCCUUUGUUUAUCUUUAAAGAUUUUUGCAAAACCUGGAGCCCUGGAGCCAUAAAAAGUACCGUUUAGGCAGGAGGCCGUGUAGGGAAGAAUUGGUUGGGUUGGUCACUUGGAAAAAUCAACUUAAAGAUUUACCUAGUCGGAAAAAGAGGAAAGGUAUGGUUUAUUCUAACUGUUAAAUUACUUCGAAAUAUUUAUAUUAAUAUCUCCUUAAGCAUUUUUAUAAACAACUGUUUUUACAAACAAACACAAAUAAAAUCGAUUAACCAAUAUCGAAAUCAAAUGAUUUAUACUAUCAAACGAAUGAUUCUUGAAAUAAAAAAUUUAGUCAAUAAAAGACUACAAAAAUGGAUAUAGAAUUGCUAUUUCCAAAUCAAUUCAUCGACAAAUUAACUCAAAUUUGUCAAUUCAAAUUUGUCAUCUAUCGAUUGGUAUGGAAUCUUUGGACAAUUAUGAACGAUUGUUUGAUUGAACAAAAAAGUCAACAUAUGAUGACUAUGAUAGUAAUCAAGAAAUUACUACAACUAUUUGCUAGUAACCAAAAAAUUACUACGACCAUUGGUGUAGUAAAAUUAAAAAUUGCUAGAACCAUUCCGCUACUGGUAUCAGAGCCUUGUUGCUCUUUUUUAAAAAAUAAGGUGUUAUUUUUAAAAAAUUAAUGGAAAAUAACAGUUUAUUUAAAAACGAUUCAGAUGAGUCUGAAGAAAUAACUGAAGUUAUAAACUUUAGUGAAAACGAAAGAGGUUUUGUAUCAGAUUACAUGAUUAAUUCUGAUCAAUUAACAAAAAUUAGCAAGCUUAAAUUCAAGCUUGACGCAAAACAAGUUUUUAAUCAACCAAAAACUUUACAAAGUUUAGUUUCUAGAGCCUUUUCUAGAAAAAAUAAAAUAUUUUAUUGUUUUAACACUGAAGAACUUUCAGUUGACAUAAACAAUACCUCGGGUGAAGUUUAUUUGCCACUCUUAACAAAGGGUGAAAUAGCAAAAAAGCUUUUACAUAUUAAACCAGAGUUGAGAAAGUCUCUCAAUAUGGUACAUAUAGGAGCGGUUAAAAUCCUCCUAAAAGCACAGUUUAGAGAUGGAAUUAAUUUUCCUAGAAAAAUGGCCCUUGUUGAUAACAGAAUUAUCAAUAGGCAAGACGCUCUUCUUGGAGCAAUUCAAGGAAAUUUAGCAUAUGGUAAAUUUAUGUUUACUGUCUAUCCUAAAUUUGCUUUACAUCGAGAUUCAAAAGAUUUCGACAAAACUUUAAGUUUUAUACAUCAGUGUGAAAGAACUGAUCUUAUGGAACCAGGUAAUAAAGUAUUUACGAUUAAUUAUUUAGUCUCAUAUGCUUUAACAAAUAGCACUCAUUCAAUUGAGUACAAAGAAAAAGAAAGCAUAGCAAUUGAGGAUAUAUUCUCAGAUAUUGGAAUUGUUGAAGGCAGUAAAUUCGCUGAGCCAUCACAAUUACAAGAAAACUGGGCAAUUGAUAUUGCACGAAAUAAACAAGUUUUAGUAUCAAAACCUAGACACAGUUAUGCUGGAAGCUCUUUACAAAUAAGAGAAUCAAGUAACACUGAACAAUUAAUACGUUCUUUGUCUGAAAGAAUUGAUGGGUAUGGUAGAAUCUUAAAAGGAGUUAUUGGAGAAUAAUGUCUUCAAAACCAAUUUUAGAUUAUUUACAAUAUCUUGAUCAACAAAUCACCUUUGAAGAGGCUAAUAUACAAAUUUGCUUUACUAGAAUAAAUCAAAUUAAAGAAAAUUUUAUGUUAAGUCAUAAAACAAAAUCUCUUAAUAUAAAAAUUAUUAAGAAAAACAUUUUUGCUUCUAAGCAAAAAAUUAUUGAGCUUAGAACUAAAAAAGCAAUUAUAUCUAUAACAUGACUACUCUUUUAAAAUUAGAGGAACUUGUUAAAGAUUUAAUUAGAAAGGUAGAAAGUCUUUCUACAAACGAAAAUCUUGAGGCAACUGCCGCAAAAAUCAUCAAAGAUGUUUCAGACAAAAUUGAUGAAAGAAUGGAUUCAAAAACUUUUAUGCUUGAAAAGCAAAAAGAAAAAAUUAAUGAUGAAAAAAGCUUUCAAAAGUAUUCAUUUCCAAACUUCAACGUUGGAAAUCCAUCUCUAGGAAGUUCUAAAAGUCCAAAUGCAUUAUCAUGGCCUUUUGGAUCAAUUCCAAAUGACCAAUAAAGGUCAAAUGGAAAACCUUUUUAGAAAUAUAAAUCUAGAGAUCUCUAGACUUUAUUUCUGUCUAGAAAGAAAUAAUCAAAGAAUUUAUGAAUUACAUUCGGAUUGGAGCAUUCAUCCUUCUGAAAAAAUUCUUGAACUAACUGAUCUAAAAAGAAAAAAUUCUUUUAUUGAAAAAGAUAUUCAAAUAUUAAAGGAUAAAAAGAUUACUUUAUCUUGUGGAUAAAAUGAGUUCUAUCACUAAAAAAUUAGAGCAAAUUCUAGAUGAACAAUUGGAUACCCUUCCAAUUGAACAGAUAAAAGAACUUGUUAGUCUCAUUACUUUAGAUAACGAAGAAUGUGAACAAAAGUUUUCUGAAGAUAAAAUCUUAAAUGAAAGAUAUUUUUCUGAAAAUAAAGAACGAAUCUUUGUUUUAAAUAAUGAAGAACCAAGAAACUUUCCUAUAAAGAAAGAAGAACCCAAAACUGAAGAAAGCUCUUCAGAUAUGGAAAUGUCUCCAAGACAGAGAGCAAACAAUGCUUUUACUAGCAGAAGUAACAGGCAUAGAAAAAAGGAUACAGAAUUUUCCAUGCCAUACCAUAAGGGUAUACCUGAUUCUAAUAGUAAUGGUAGUGCAACUACUAUUAAUACUAUUAAAAUUGAUUGUAUCUUCAACCUCGACAAAAGAAAAGAGGUAAUUGAUAAAUGGAACACUGAGAUCAGUCUAAUCAUUCAGACUAUUUCAGAAGAGUUCUCUAAGGCUAAGGCUUUAUUAUUAUUAUUAGAACAUAAGUCUGCAGGAAUUGUACAAAACUUCAUCAAAGGAACAACUUGGGAUGAAAAUUUACAAGGUAUUGCUAAAUGAAGAAUCUCAGUUAUUAACUACAUCCACAUGCCCAAGAUGAUCAUUAUCAAUAAAAAGAAAAAGGUAGUCAUGUCAGAUGACAAAUGUGGUUUUCAAGAUAUUCUCUCGACAUCGAGCAUCUUGAAUAAGAUCUUCAAAAUACGUAAACAAAUACGUAUUUCAAAUAAAUUUUUUCUAAAAAUAGAAACUUUUCAUGCCUAUUUAAGGAGCACAUACCCUUCAAACUAAAGGCAUCACCAAUCACUUUCACAAACAGAAAAACUUAUUUUUUGAAAAAAUGGAGAAUUUAAAGGCUUUACGCCUAAAAGAAAAAAUUCUUUUGAUAGAACUAAAAGCUAUUCGAGAUCAGAUAGCUCUCUAUGACGAAAGUCUAGAAACAACUGCUAAUUCAGAGCAGGAAUCCGCAAGGAAACAAUCUGAAUCUAUUCCCCCUCAAACGGCAAAGGGUAAAGAAAUAUCAAGUCCGUUCACUCCUGUUGCUUUGGAAAAAAGCAAAAAUAGAGUAAAUGAAGAACUAAAAUCUUCAUCUAGCCCAGAAGCAAACGGCUCUGGUAAAGGCACAUCAAAUCCGUUGAUGGCUGACAGUUUGCCAAAAACUGAAAAGGUCUCUCUCAGACCAAGUUACUCCCAAGUCACACAAAAACCAGAAAAUCCUAAAAAUACCAGAUUUUAUGUCAUUUUUGAUGGUGACCAUAGAGGAAUUUAUGAAGAUUGGGCCAUAGUCAAAAAUUAUGUUGAAAAAACUGACUAUCCAUUCAAAAAAUUUGGGUCGUUAUUACAAGCCCAACAAGAAGCCACCCGAUAUUCAGCAACAUGCGGGAAAAAAGAAAUACCUUUAAAGGUGCAAACCCAGAACUAGUUUCUCUAGCAUUCUCCGCUGGAUUAGCAAAGUUCAUCUACCCUUCUCCCAAUUUACUUGAAAUAAGUAAUUUAUCCGAAGGAAUGAAGAAAGCCAUCAAGAAUUUUCGAAAGAAAAUUGCUGCGGCAAGAGAUGCAAACAUCUUCAUCAAGUGUACUUCUACACUCCCUGACUGGUACCAAGGAAAAACCUUUCCAAGCUACCAUCAUUUAGAAAUUGGCAUAGCCAAAGCAAGAACGGUCAAUCCUUCAAGGGUGAUAAAAGAAGACUAUGAAGACUAUGAAAAAUGGUUACAUAUCAGGACCAAAGGAUUUUUACAAAUCCUAGAAAACCUACAGAAAAUUAAAGUAGGAAGCUUUAACAAAGUAAAUUAUUGCAGCACUAACUGCAUAAUUACUAGCUAUAGUGGAACUCCUCUACCACUACAUGAAAAAGAAGCUUUAGAAAGGAUGGAGCAACGCAUCAUCUUCAAUAAAGUAGAAGCAGGCCCAUCCACUAAAGAACAACUUUGUCAAAAGUUGCAACGCACCUUUGAGAACCAUCAGUGCGAAUACUGCAAAGCAUCUUCUUCAGAAGAAAACAAAAACCCCACUGAAAAAGACAGCUACUUUUCAGAUGAGGACACUCGAGAACUGGACCCAACACAUGGGUACAUCGAUUGAAAAAACGUCAUCCAUGACGAUUGAUUAAGGGCUAUAAUGGUCUUUUGUAAAAUUCACUUCUAUUAUAUAAAGAAGUUGAAUUCCUUUAGUUUAGACAUCGAAUCCAAUCCCCAUCCCCUUCUCUCGUAUCAUUUUCCUUUUCCAACUUUUCCUUUGUAAACUAGUAUGAGUGUUAGUGAGUAAUCUCCUUGCUAAAGGAGAAUAUUAUGUAAAUAUCAAGAAGUUCUUCCUUAGGGAAGAACAGUUAUGAAUAAAUAUCAGUUUCCUUUUUA